Molecule: messenger RNA, 3916 nt
Organism: Mangifera indica (mango)
Lineage: Eukaryota; Viridiplantae; Streptophyta; Magnoliopsida; Sapindales; Anacardiaceae
Product: cellulose synthase A catalytic subunit 3 [UDP-forming]
Exons: 16
Coding region: 360-3608 (1082 amino acids)
Biological process (GO): cellulose biosynthetic process; plant-type primary cell wall biogenesis
Cellular component (GO): plasma membrane; trans-Golgi network
Molecular function (GO): cellulose synthase (UDP-forming) activity
Source: RefSeq, a predicted model, not a curated record
AAACUCAAAUAAAUGAUUAAAUCUUCGUCUCUCUCACUCUCACUGUCGGUGGUGGAGUUUUUAGCCUUCAAAUAGUAGGGCGCUUGAAUAGUUGCUCUGUCGCUUUCCUUCAUUUCAAAGAGCGACCAGCUUUGCUGUUGCUUUGCAUUAUUCGUCUAGUUCAACCCAGCUUUCACUCUGGCUCAUCGGUCUUCAAUUUCGAGAUCUGAGCUUUCACUUGAGCAGUUUAUUAGAAUAUAAAGAUUUUUUGUUUCGAUCCUGUUCGACAUUUGAACUACUGGAGGUGCAGAGAUCUUGCUAAGACUGAACCAGAAGCUUCAAUUUAUUGCUCAAAUCUGAACAAUUAGAAGAAAGUCAAGAUGGAAUCUGAAGGGGAAACUACGGGAAAAUCCAUGAAGAACUUGGGUGGGCAGGUGUGCCAGAUCUGCGGUGAUAAUGUUGGCAAAACUGUGGAUGGGGAACCAUUUGUUGCUUGCGAUGUUUGUGCAUUUCCUGUCUGCAGGCCCUGCUAUGAGUAUGAGAGAAAGGAUGGGAAUCAGUCUUGCCCUCAAUGCAAAACGAGAUAUAAGAGGCACAAAGGUAGUCCUGCUAUUCUAGGUGACCAAGAAGGGGAUGCUGAUGCUGGUGACAGUGUUAGCGAUUUUAAUUACUCUUCAGAAUAUCAAAACCAGAAGCAGAAAAUUGCUGAGCGCAUGCUGAGCUGGCGUAUGAGAUACGGACAAGGGGAGGAUGUUGGAGCUCCAAGAUAUGAUAAUGAGGUUUCUCACAAUCAUAUUCCUCGUCUCACUAGUGGAACAGAGGUAUCUGGAGAAUUAUCUGCUGCAUCACCUGAACAUAUUUCUAUGGCAUCUCCUGGUGUUCCUGGUGGAAAGCGUAUGCACCCUCUAUCCUAUUCAGGCGAUAUCAAUCAAUCACCUAAUAUUAGGGUUGUGGAUCCAGUGAGGGAGUUUGGGUCGCCUGGAUUAGGCAAUGUGGCUUGGAAAGAGAGAGUUGAUGGCUGGAAGAUGAAGCAAGAUAAGAAUGUUGUUCCUAUGAGCACCAGUCAGGCUAAUUCGGAAAGGGGUGGUGGAGAUAUUGAUGCUAGCACUGAUGUUCUCGUAGAUGACUCAUUACUGAAUGAUGAAGCUCGACAACCUCUUUCAAGGAAGGUUUCCAUUCCAUCGUCUAGGAUAAACCCUUACAGGAUGGUCAUUGUUCUGCGGCUGAUUAUUCUCUGUAUUUUCUUGCACUACCGAAUAACAAAUCCUGUGCCUAAUGCUUAUGCUCUGUGGUUGAUAUCUGUGAUAUGUGAAAUUUGGUUUGCAAUAUCAUGGAUUCUGGAUCAGUUCCCUAAGUGGCUUCCAGUAAAUCGUGAGACAUAUCUUGACAGGCUGGCUCUAAGGUACGACCAUGAAGGGGAGCCUUCACAGUUAGCUGCUGUUGACAUAUUUGUCAGUACAGUUGACCCAUUGAAGGAGCCACCCCUUGUGACAGCCAACACCGUCCUAUCCAUUCUUGCAGUUGACUACCCAGUUGACAAGGUCUCUUGCUAUGUGUCUGAUGAUGGUGCAGCUAUGUUGACAUUUGAAGCUGUGUCUGAAACAUCAGAAUUUGCAAGAAAAUGGGUACCUUUCUGUAAGAAAUAUAACAUUGAGCCCCGAGCUCCAGAAUGGUACUUUGCACAAAAAAUUGACUACCUGAAGGAUAAAGUUCAACCAUCAUUUGUCAAAGAUCGUAGAGCCAUGAAGAGAGAGUAUGAAGAGUUUAAGAUUCGUAUUAAUGGGCUUGUUGCAAAGGCUCAAAAAGUUCCUGAAGAAGGAUGGGUUAUGCAAGAUGGUACCCCAUGGCCUGGAAAUAACAUCAGAGACCAUCCAGGAAUGAUCCAGGUGUUCUUAGGGCAAAGUGGUGGUCUUGAUGCUGAGGGUAAUGAGCUGCCACGUUUGGUCUAUGUUUCUCGUGAAAAGCGACCAGGCUUCCAGCACCACAAGAAAGCUGGUGCUAUGAAUGCGUUGGUUCGAGUGUCUGCAGUCCUUACCAAUGGACCUUUCUUGUUGAAUCUUGAUUGUGAUCACUACGUUAACAACAGCAAAGCCUUGAGGGAAGCUAUGUGUUUUAUGAUGGAUCCUAAUCUUGGGAAACAUGUUUGUUAUGUUCAGUUUCCUCAGAGAUUUGAUGGUAUUGAUAAGAACGAUCGAUAUGCUAAUCGUAACACUGUUUUCUUUGAUAUAAACUUGAGAGGUUUGGAUGGCAUUCAAGGUCCGGUUUAUGUCGGUACUGGAUGCGUCUUCAAUAGAACAGCUUUAUAUGGUUAUGAACCUCCAGUUAAACCCAAACAUAGGAAACUAGGAGUGUUAUCUUCACUCUGCGGUGGUUCACGGAAGAAGGGUUCAAAAUCUAGUAAAACGGGCUCUGACAAGAAGAAAUCAAACAAGCACGUGGACCCCACUGUGCCAAUAUUUAGUCUAGAUGACAUAGAGGAGGGAGUGGAAGGUGCUGGAUUUGAUGAUGAGAAGUCACUGCUUAUGUCCCAAAUGAGCCUGGAGAAACGAUUUGGCCAGUCAGCUGUUUUUGUUGCCUCCACACUUAUGGAGAAUGGUGGUGUUCCACAGUCUGCAACACCAGAAACUCUUCUUAAAGAGGCUAUUCAUGUUAUUAGUUGUGGAUACGAGGACAAAACAGACUGGGGAACGGAGAUUGGAUGGAUCUAUGGAUCCGUUACAGAAGAUAUUCUUACUGGAUUCAAGAUGCAUGCCCGUGGCUGGCGGUCAAUUUACUGUAUGCCCAAGCGCCCAGCCUUCAAGGGGUCUGCUCCUAUUAAUCUUUCAGAUCGUCUAAACCAAGUGCUCCGAUGGGCUUUAGGUUCUGUGGAAAUUCUUCUCAGUCGCCAUUGUCCUAUCUGGUACGGUUAUGGUGGCAGGUUGAAAUGGCUUGAGAGGUUUUCUUAUGUUAACACCACCAUUUAUCCGAUCACUGCAAUUCCUCUUCUCAUGUAUUGUACACUGCCAGCUGUCUGUCUUCUAACCAACAAGUUCAUCAUUCCUCAGAUUAGUAACCUUGCCAGUAUAUGGUUCAUUUCACUCUUUCUGUCCAUCUUUGCAACUGGUAUUCUAGAGAUGAGAUGGAGUGGCGUUGGAAUAGAUGAAUGGUGGAGAAAUGAACAAUUUUGGGUUAUUGGUGGUGUUUCAGCCCAUCUUUUUGCUGUUUUCCAAGGUCUUCUCAAAGUACUUGCUGGAAUUGACACCAACUUUACAGUCACCUCCAAGGCAUCAGAUGAAGACGGAGAUUUUGCUGAACUGUAUAUGUUCAAAUGGACAACUCUACUCAUCCCACCAACAACUCUUCUCAUCAUAAACUUGGUGGGAGUGGUUGCUGGGAUCUCCUAUGCCAUUAACAGUGGUUAUCAGUCAUGGGGUCCUCUAUUCGGUAAGCUAUUCUUUGCCUUCUGGGUGAUCAUCCAUCUCUAUCCCUUCCUUAAAGGUCUGAUGGGACGCCAGAACCGGACACCCACCAUCGUUGUGGUUUGGUCCAUUCUGCUUGCUUCCAUUUUCUCGUUAUUAUGGGUGCGUAUCGAUCCCUUUACCACAAGAGUUACGGGUCCUGAUGUCGAGCAAUGUGGAAUCAACUGUUAACCAAAAACAACUGUUGGAAUUCAGAAAAUUUGUUUUGGCCUCGCCCAACCGAAGGCUUGAGAGGUGGGAAUCAGGAAACUGUAUAAUUUUGCCUUAUCUUUGUGUCUUGUUUGUCUAUGUGAAUUUAACAUAAUGUGCAGAUUAUAGGUGGGGAAAAGUCAGAAAAAUCAAAUUUGUUGUUCCAUGAGUAAUACGCCGUAGUCUGGAUAUAACUUGUGGAGAUUACUGCUGGAAGAUUUGUUCAUUAUAUAUUAUGUAUCCAUAGAGAUUACUGCUGGAAUAUAUAUAUAUUUUUCAUUCUAAGUUUA